Cercopithifilaria johnstoni is the source of this 1632-nucleotide messenger RNA. The record is from the annotation of a GenBank genome assembly. NCBI's taxonomy places the organism in Eukaryota, Metazoa, Nematoda, Chromadorea, Rhabditida, Onchocercidae.
AUGCCGACAAAAGAACUGAAGAUUCUAAAAAUGCACAAGAAGAUUUUUCAUUUCCUAUUGCAGGAUAAUAAUGGUCGAAUGAUAUUGUGUGCAUCCGCAGUUUAUGACCAUGCAACCUUUAUAUGCACAAUUUUCCGAUCCAAAAGCUACCCGGAAGGUGACUUGCAAACAAUGGUUGCUCCAGGACAACGCCUCUUCGAGAAAUUUUGCCUAAGUGAAGAUAUAUCGAGUGAGUGUGCAGACAGUCGAUUCCUGAAGGUAGAUCAAUCUGUCAUCAUUGGAUAUGCACAAAAUGUUUCAAUGGCAAGAUCUAUUGAAGAAUGUAUCGAACAAUGCCUCAUCGAACGCUUUCAGUGUAGGUCGGCAAUGUAUUUUUACACGGAAAGUGCAUGCAUAACGAACACCGAAUCAGCCAUGACUCAGCCAACAUCAUUUACCCGAGAAGAAAAUGAUAACGUCAUUUACAUACAAAACGAUUGUCCAACAAUACUAGCACGACAAAAACAGUUAGAAAACUCAACAACGGCAGCUACGGAAUCAUCGCCUACCGCAGCAGAUGAACAUAUCGAAGAUAUUAAUGUUGAAGCAGAAACAAUGAGUUCGACAAGAACUAUCAACGAAGGCGAUAACAACAAAAAGAGAAAGAAAGAUGAGGAAACAAGAAACACGGCUGCUAUUACUGUUGUCAAUUCAUCCAAUGGCGAUAAUAUACUGAAAAAAAGAAACGAUUUGAAUGAUCUCAUUUAUAAUGUUAGCUAUAAAGAGGAAAGCAAAAACUCACUUGGGACAGACUCCGGAAAAUUUGCCUCAUUCAAGGAAGUAACAGCAACAAGUACCAUUGAAGAAAUGUCGAAAAUGCUGGAGCGCAAUUUGAAAAAAUUGAUAACCGGUAGCAAUACCACCAGCUUCAACAGACGUCUCAAAUCACUGAAGCAAACAAAGUUACAGCAAGUAAGGAAGGAAUUCACAUCGGAAGAAAAUAAACAAAAUCAAGUAGAAAAAAAUUUACCAUUAGAGGUUGAAAAUCAAGAGAUAGAGAAAACGAAUUCAUUAGUAGUGGUAGUUCACAAAAGAGCUGAAAUACAGAAACCAAUCAAGCGAUUGAAAAUUAUAACAUUAAAUGGAUUCAAAGACGAGAAUCAUUUCUCUCAGUGGAGCAACUGGUCACCAUGUAAAAGAUCGGGUGAAAGAAGAAUAAGACGACGAAAAUGCUACAAUCUACAAAAAUGUAUUGGAGCACUAAUGGAAGUCAAGAAAUGUCCUAAAAUAAUACAAGAGCCUGAAUUCAGAGCAGUUCCGGAUGGCCAUGAAUUACGAACAACAAUUGACAAGAAGGAACUACUUACGCCCGUACCAUCUGAAAGAUUAAAUCUAGCAAAUAAAACAAAUGUUAGAACCGGCAUACGAAUGAGCAUUUCCUCCCAGUUACAGCAGUCACACUUGGAGAAGGAACCUACGGAAAAAACGAACGAAAAGGUUUGGUCACCCUGGCGUGGCAUUUGUCAGGAAUUUGCAAGUGGCCACCCAUGUAAAAACCAUAAAAUUAUCGGGUUUGAAUCUCGCGAUUGUUUGGCAACCGACAAUGAUAAAUGCAAAGGACCCUUCUUCCGUUAUUGUACGAUAUCCUGUUGA